AUGUCCGCUCCUGCCGCCUCUCGCGCCCCUUCGUCAGCCGCGUCGUCCGACCCCACCAACGUCCUGCGUUCGUGGCUCGACGUACACCAGCUCCCGGUGGCUCCCGAGGAAGUCUUGGAGUUCCUCGAUGGUCACUACGUGGCACUGAACCGUUACCGACGCUUCGCGCGCGGCUUACCCCUCGAGCAGCUGCUCGUCGACAUCGUCGACAUGAACCUUCGCACCGCCGCCCGUGCGAACCUCGACGCCGCCCAUCAAAUGGCCGAGUCGACCCCUGACUUCGCCGAGCUCACGACGGCCAUCGCGCUGAUCGAGCGUGAGGUCGAGCUCCGCCGGUUGCAAGAGGAGAAGGAACGCGCCGCGCGUGAAGCCGAGGCCCUCCGUGCCCGCGAGGCGGAACUCCUCGUUCAACAGGAGCAGGAGCGUAAGGCCGUCGAGCAGCGCGAGGCUCUCGCGAAGGCCGCUGAAGCUCGGGCUGCCCCGCCUCGUGACGACGACGUCGAAGACGUAACUGACCAAGCCCCCGCCCCUCCGAAGGACAAGGGCAAGAAACGCAAAGCCGACGACCAGUCCGAGGCCGACAACGACGCCCUCUCGACGGUUCGAGUCGAUCUGUCGCACCUCCAGGGGGUACAGAGGGUGCGCGCGCAACGCGCGUACGACUUUUGGAGCGCUAACCCGGUCUGCGACCGAUGCGCGACCGGCUUCGCCGAAGUCCGUAAGUGCGUGUUCGUCGAGGAGCACAACCUCAAGUGCGACUUGUGCUUCUCGCAGCACCAGGCGUGCUACUACGGUGGCGCCACGUUCAACGGGCAGCUGAAGCUGUCACGCAGCGGUAAGGGCAAGAAGGAGAAGGAGGAGCCACUCGAAGUUGCGGUCCCCCGUCCAAGCAAACGCCCCCGCCUCGAGGAUGGUAACCUCGGCGGCGGAAGCCUCGUGAGCUUCCAGGCUCGCGUGCGAGAGCUCUUCGGGGACUUCAGGUCCAUCCCCGAAGCUGCGCAGACCCAGGCGAUCGCUCUCGGCACCCAAGCACGCGUCCGCCAGGCGUUCGAGGUGGCCGCCGCUCGCGCUGAGGCCUUGACCACGCAGAUGGAGGUCUUGUCGAUCGAACUGUCGUGCGUCGAGGCCGUGCGCGACCAGUUGGACAGCUUCGCCACCGAGGGCUUCGAGGCUCGGCAGGCUGAGCUGGGUGCGUCGAAAGCGGGCCCGUCGCGUACUUAA
Messenger RNA from Rhodofomes roseus, 1221 nucleotides. RefSeq lists its product as uncharacterized. Lineage: Eukaryota; Fungi; Basidiomycota; Agaricomycetes; Polyporales; Fomitopsidaceae. The record is from RefSeq and is a predicted model, not a curated record. The transcript has 4 exons. Bases 1 to 1221 code for a protein of 406 amino acids.